GAAACCUCUCGCUCCGAGUCCGCUCCUACUGCGCAUGUCCACAACGCAAACCUCAAGUUUUAUCAGUGGGAGGGAAGCGACGAACACGCUGCUUUUGAAGAGGACUGACAGCUCAGCUCCCUUCCUGCCACUCAUUUCUCUUCGGAUUCAUACAGAUUUCAUUUUAAAGCCUCCAGCUAACUCACUUUUACUACAAACUCCGUCCAGAAGCGAACAAACGGCGACAUUUGCCUCCUGACUGACUUCUUCUUCUUCUUCUGCUAUGGCUGGCAGCGCCACCAAGACAGUGUACGAGAUUUUCCAAAGCAUGGAGCACGGACCAGCAGCACCUUCCAGCACUGCUACUGCACAGGCCUGGCUGGAUCAUCAUUCCCGCUCUCUGGGUCUCUUCAUCGAUGGCAAGUUUGAGCGUCCAGCAGACAGACGGAGCCACUCCCUGUCUGAUUCUAAAGGCACUGUUGUGUGCAGCACAACCCUCGCUAAAGAGGAUGAUAUUUCCCAGUGUGCCUCCUCCUCUGUUAACGGCUACAAAGCCUGGAGCAGCCUGACCUGCUUCCAGAGGGCCAAAGUGCUCCUCAGGAUGGUGAGUGUUCUCGGGCAGCACGGACAGUGUGUGUCGGAGCUGUGUGAGAUGUGUGAGGCCUCCUGCUCGUCCUCCAGCCUGGUCAGACUGCUGCAGUUCUACAGCAGCUGGGCUCAGCUCAGAGACACUCUCAUCACCAGCUGGACACCUCUGGGUGUGGUUGAAGUCGUCACCUCUGAUGAGUGCUCACUAUAUUCCCUCAUGCUUAAAGUCUUACCAGCACUGGCCAUGGGUAACUCUGUGAUCGUUGUUCCUGGUCGCAGCGCUGCCCCUCCAGCGCUCCUCUUGGCUCAGCUCUUCACAACAGCUGGACUCCCUGCAGGGGCUCUUAAUGUUCUAACAGGAAGUGAUGUCACGCUAUCUGCUAAAGUGGCCCAAAACCCCAACGUCAGCUACGUCACUUACAGCGGCAACAAGGAGGAUGGGGUGACUCUGUGUCAGAACACAGCGGGGUUGGGGGUUCCUGUGUCCGUCUCCCCGUGCAUCGGAGCCACCUGCCCCUUCAUCGUCUUCGAGUCAGCGGACGUCGACAGCGCCGUGGAUGAAGUGAUAGAGGCUGCCUUCAAGAGGAAGAAAGAGGUCCACUGGGUGUUGUGUGUCCAGGAGAGUGUGGUGGACGGCGUGAUGGAUCGUCUCAAGCUGCGUCUGGCAGGAAUGAAGUGCGUUUCGCUGCUCAGUGAUGAACACAGGGCCCUGGUGGACGCUGCAGUACAGGAGGCUCAGCAGCAAGGAGCCACGUUGAUCCAGUCCAGCGCUGCCCCCCCUUCAGGAGUCCAGUACCCUCCCACGGUGCUCUGUAAUGCAGCCCCCUCCUCACCAUGUGUGGUCACCCCGACUCCUGGACCUCUGCUGCCUCUCAUGACCUUCAGAAGCAACACAGAAGCAGUGACUCUGGGGAACCACAGUCCUCAUGGUCAGGCUGCUUCCAUCUGGACUGAAGACCUGACUCUGGCUCUGGAGACAGCUAAUGGUCUGUCCGUCGGCUCAGUGUGGGUGAAUUCCCACUCGGUGUCUGAUCCCUGUCUGCCUUCAUCUGGUCACAAAGACAGCGGCACCUGCACCGAUGGAGGACAGGAGGGUCUUUACCAGUUUUUACGUCCGUCCUCUUCUACCUCUCGUCCUCGAUCCUCCCAUGUUUCAAUGGACUACUCUAAGUUUGGAGCGGCAGCAUCUCCAGCUGUCUUUCCGAAUGAAUCAGACUCUUCCAGUGCUCCUCCAGUCUACCAGCAGUUUGUUGGCGGUAAAGCCUGCAAGUCGGUGUCUGGCAGCAGUGUGGCCGUAAAGUCACCAGGGGGCGACAGAGUGUUGGCUUAUUGUCCAGACGGAGGCCGGAAAGACGUCCGCAACGCUGUGGAGGCUGCUAUCAAAGUCCAGCCUGGCUGGAUGAAAAAGAGUCCGACCGCCCGAGCCCAGUCCCUCUACUCUCUGGCUAAAGGCCUCGAGUCGAAGAAGCAGGACGUUGCUAAAUCUAUGAGCCUCCAGACCGGCCUCUCAACGGAGGAAUCUGGGAAGGAGGUGGAUCUCAGCGUCUCCAGGCUCAAUGUUUGGGCGGCUUACUGUGACAAAAUCAGGGGAGGAUCUUUGCCCAUGCCGUCGUCGGGCUCUGCUCUGUCCUUCCCUGAAGCCCUGGGAGUCGUGGGCGUCGUCCUGCCCAACAGAAAUCCCCUCCUCUCCAUGGUAACGCUUCUUGGGGCAGCCGUCGCCACGGGCAACGCUGUCGUCAUGGUGCCCAGUCAGAAGUAUCCCCUGCCCGCUUUGGCAUUCGUUCAGGUGCUCCAGUCUUCAGACCUGCCAGCCGGUCUUGUAAAUAUUAUCUCAGGAGAUGGAGACCAGAUGACGGCGGCUCUGGCUAAUCACAGCGUCAUCAAAGCCAUCUGGUACUGGGGCAGCGCUGAGGGCUGCCAGUACCUCCAGCACACCUGCACCAACCCCCUGAAAACCCUGCGCCUGUUCUGCCAGAAGGACGACGGAGGGAUGGACUGGACUCAGCCUGAGCCCGCCUUCCUGGAAGAAACGUGGAGGAACGCCGUCCAGUGGAAGAGUGUGUGGAUUCCUACGGCAUAAGAAGACAGAAGCAGGGAGAGUAGAAGAAGAAGGAGAAAGAUGGGAGGGAGAGUUACAAAUAUCCACUGUUGUAACAUCAGUCUGUAGGAUGUAGAUUAAAAAGAAAAGAAG
Messenger RNA from Acanthochromis polyacanthus (spiny chromis), 2758 nucleotides. It is a transcript of the gene aldh16a1, whose product is annotated as aldehyde dehydrogenase 16 family, member A1. The transcript is spliced from 17 exons. The record is from RefSeq and is a predicted model, not a curated record. Bases 263 to 2647 code for a protein of 794 amino acids. NCBI's taxonomy places the organism in Eukaryota, Metazoa, Chordata, Actinopteri, Pomacentridae. Gene Ontology annotation, molecular function: oxidoreductase activity, acting on the aldehyde or oxo group of donors, NAD or NADP as acceptor.